AACAAAGUUGACUUUGCAUAUCAAGCUAUAUUGAAACCAGAGUGUUUUCCAAGAAGUCUCGAAUAUCGUUACUUUCACCUGUACAAAUAUAAAAGUGAAAAACUGCUUUUGUUUUCAGUGAAAAAUUGAAAUUUUGAGUUAUUUGAAUUAUUUAAAUGAACUAAAAGGUAUAUUUUUCAUUAUAUAACUCACAGUACUUUUCAUUCUAUAGCAGCAUUGACUCAUAAAGCUCAUUCGGUUAACUACAGAGAAUACAAUUAUUCUAAUAUUUGCACAAUAUAUUCAACUACCUUUUCAUCCUUGAAGUACUAUUUCACCUUUUCGAAAGAAAUCUUUGUGAAUCACAUAAAUUAAGUAAUACGAUUGUACUCAUAGAUUUUUCACAAGUUUUGUCUUCAUUAAAUCAAUAUUCAAUAGUCCUAAACCGAAUAUGGACCCUAACAAUUUAAACCCACAAGAAGUGGAACUAAGAGAGCAGGACAGAUGGUUGCCCAUCGCCAAUGUAGCUCGACUCAUGAAGAACACCUUGCCUACUACCGCCAAAGUAUCCAAGGAUGCCAAAGAGUGUAUGCAAGAAUGUGUCUCUGAGUUCAUUUCCUUCAUAACCAGUGAAGCCAGCGAUAAGUGUUUGAGAGAAAAACGAAAGACAAUUAAUGGAGAAGAUAUCUUGUACUCGAUGCACGACUUGGGGUUUGAAAACUACGCCGAAGUGUUGAAGAUCUACUUGGCCAAACAAACUAUGCUAUUAUAUUUUUUCUCUGCAAAUAGGGCAGCUUCUUGA
This is a messenger RNA of Scheffersomyces stipitis CBS 6054, 781 nucleotides long. It is a transcript of the gene HAP31, whose product is annotated as Hap31p. Gene Ontology annotation, cellular component: nucleus; CCAAT-binding factor complex. Bases 431 to 781 code for a protein of 116 amino acids. Lineage: Eukaryota; Fungi; Ascomycota; Pichiomycetes; Serinales; Debaryomycetaceae. The record is from RefSeq and is a predicted model, not a curated record. Gene Ontology annotation, biological process: regulation of transcription by RNA polymerase II. Gene Ontology annotation, molecular function: DNA-binding transcription activator activity, RNA polymerase II-specific; protein heterodimerization activity; RNA polymerase II cis-regulatory region sequence-specific DNA binding. The transcript is spliced from 2 exons.